This is a messenger RNA of Penicillium cosmopolitanum, 960 nucleotides long. RefSeq names its product ER lumen protein-retaining receptor. Gene Ontology annotation, molecular function: ER lumen protein retrieval receptor activity. Gene Ontology annotation, biological process: protein retention in ER lumen; endoplasmic reticulum to Golgi vesicle-mediated transport. Gene Ontology annotation, cellular component: endoplasmic reticulum; cis-Golgi network; membrane. The transcript is spliced from 3 exons. Lineage: Eukaryota; Fungi; Ascomycota; Eurotiomycetes; Eurotiales; Aspergillaceae. The record is from RefSeq and is a predicted model, not a curated record. Bases 1 to 960 code for a protein of 319 amino acids.
AUGGCGGUAUUCAACGUAUUCCGUGUCAUCGCCGACAUCGCCCAUCUUGCAUCUGUCUGUGUAUUGGUAUGGGCAAUUCAUAGGAAUAAGAGUGCUGAGGGCGUUUCGCUCCUCACGCAGUUGCUUUAUGCCCUCGUCUUUUUCACUCGCUAUUUGGACUUAUUUUCGAGCUACUCAUGGUCCUUUAGCUACUAUGGAGCCGGAGUACUAUGGAACACCCCCUUCAAGCUUGUGUUCCUUGCCUCCUCUUCCUACCUCAUUUUUCUGAUGAUGCGGGUCUAUCCUCGGACAAGAGAGAGAGAACGUGCCUGGAAGCUCGGUAUAUGGUCGGUAAUUGGCUCAGUGGUCAUUGCUCCAAUUGCUAUCGCCAUUACGUACAAAGGAUUUCCUUCUUUCUGGCUGAGCGAGUUAUUCUGGGCAUUCUCGAUUGUUCUUGAAUCGGUGUGUGUGCUGCCGCAGCUCCUUCUUCUGCGCCAAACUACGGUUCCCACCGUGAUCGACUCCUACUAUCUUGCGUGUCUGGGAUCCUAUCGAGCACUCUAUAUUCUCAACUGGAUGGUGCGUGGGUUUGGCUCCGAGAAGCACUGGGAUCCCAUUGCAUUGAUCUUUGGUAUCAUCCAAACCGCUUUCUAUGUCGACUUUGCCUGGGUAUACUAUUCACGCCAGCGCGUGAAGCUCCGCAACGGUGGCGUGGUGGACUCGGAUGACUAUAACAAGAGCUGGAUAGUCAACCGUGUGGUCAAUUUCCGUGCUCGGCGCACGUCGACCGAUGAGGAGCAAUAUCUCCGGGAAGAGGAGACGGAAGGAGACGGCCAGCCCAACACCAACAGAUGGGGCGCACGCGGUAUCUCUGUGGCGGCGGAUGACACCUUGGAAAAUCACGGGCACGAUCAUGAAGAUGGUCUAGAAGGAUUCUCGGAUGAAGAUGACCUCGUCCCAGAUGCUCGCCAAGGUCGUUGA